Molecule: messenger RNA, 1223 nt
Organism: Zingiber officinale
Lineage: Eukaryota; Viridiplantae; Streptophyta; Magnoliopsida; Zingiberales; Zingiberaceae
Exons: 2
Coding region: 254-1063 (269 amino acids)
Biological process (GO): ubiquitin-dependent protein catabolic process
Cellular component (GO): endoplasmic reticulum
Molecular function (GO): ubiquitin-like protein conjugating enzyme binding; metal ion binding; ubiquitin protein ligase activity
Source: RefSeq, a predicted model, not a curated record
CUCACGAAAGACAAUGGUGGUGGACUUGGGGUCGUCGUAGUAGAUGGAUUCAACUCUAGCGGUCGAGGUAUACCAACUCAGCCAUCGCAAUGAUCCAUGAAAGAACCUAACAGAGUCUUCUCCGAGUCUUCCUCGCUUUCCCUCUUCUCCGGAUUCGGUAUCUCUUCCCCUUUUCACUUCUAGGGUUCUUCAAUAGCCAUCACAACCUGUUAUUUGCCAGUCUUGGUCUCUUGAUUUCACUUCGGAGGUAGUUAUGGAUGGUAGAUCUGGGGAUUCGUCGAGUGAAGAUCCUCAAAGUUCGUCGGGUGGUGGGAGAUUUGAAUGCAACAUAUGCUUUGAUCCAGCGCAGGAGCCCGUAGUCACCCUCUGCGGACACCUUUUUUGCUGGCCCUGUCUCUACGAAUGGCUCCAUGACCAUUCCUGCUCUUCUGAAUGCCCUGUGUGCAAGGCCACCAUCGAUGAGGAGGAGAUUGUCCCUCUCUAUGGCGGUGGAACUAACUCUGCAGAGCCGCAGCAGUCCAGGUCAAGUUCCGGAAUGGACAUACCGGAUCGACCACCUGGCCGGAGGACGACCACCGCGACACAAAACCGGCAACCUGGCCCAAACCCUAUUCAUCGUCACAACCUCAAUCAUAACCAUCACCAUCACCCAAGGUUCAUAAACCCAAAUCAGUGGGCUGGCAUGGGGCUCACGAACCUUACACCUGCAUAUGCAGUGACAAAUCAGUUGCCUCCUCCGCCUCCUCCUCCACAUUAUUUGGCUGGCGCAAGUGUUGGCAAUUUCAUGUUUCUAAAUACAGCUGCCAAUGAUGUUACUGCUGUUUUGCACCGUGGGUAUAACAAUGAACUUCACAGCCUGCAACCGCAGGCUCAAGGGUUCCAACAUGGUCAAGGGCUUCAUGGCUGGCAUCCCCAGUGGGUCCACCAGGGCCAUGGCCAUCAUCAUCAUGGGAUUGGUCAUGUUCGACGAGCAAACCGUGGCCAAUCUGAGAUCUGGAUAAUACUUUUGAUUGUGCUUGUUGCUCUGGUAUUCUCUGAUAUAGUAUCAAAAAUGCCUCUGUAAAUACUAGAUUUUUUUUGCAUAUUUCCACAUCAUAUUAGUGUGCUUAGGCAUUAGAUAAUUGAAAGUUAAACUAAGAUUUCGUUUGGCUCAAUUGUUAAUUGGUUACCUUUGCAUUUUUCUUAUCUCCAUGCUCCCAAUUUCCUGGGGGACUCACUUGAAG